This is a messenger RNA of Daldinia loculata, 2242 nucleotides long. RefSeq names its product FAD/NAD(P)-binding domain-containing protein. The coding region runs from base 193 to 1803 and encodes 536 amino acids. The record is from RefSeq and is a predicted model, not a curated record. Lineage: Eukaryota; Fungi; Ascomycota; Sordariomycetes; Xylariales; Hypoxylaceae. The transcript is spliced from 3 exons.
UGGUCAUCGAUGUAAUGUACUCAAAUGAAUCGUUUCCGACAAUGGUGACCUCAAGGUCAUCUCUACUGAAGAGGGAGAUGCCAUCAGGGUGUUCAACCCACCAUCAAGGUUCUCCUAUUCGGUCCCUUAUAGCCGCCAGUCAUUCUAUGGAUUUUCUGUUACUAUUUCUCAUAACACCGAGGGUACACAAAUAUGACUGGUAGAGAGAUGAGCGAUAUACGGGUCCACGACGUCGUUAUUAUCGGCGCUGGACCCUGCGGCCUUGCUGUUGCAGCGCGAUUGUCCGAACGCAUGCCGGCAGCGAACUUCUCAGACGAUGAACAUCAAAGGUACCAUUGGAUUAGGAAACACCGAAAUCAUGCCAGUAUCAAAAACUACAAGACGGGAUUCGAGACGCGUCGAAUGUCGUCUACCGCUUCACCAGGUAGUGCGGGCCUAGACCUUCUGGUGCUAGACGCCACAGACAACUGUUGGAUGGCACGAUGGGAUACCCUAUUCAAGACAUUCGAUAUCUCUCAUCUCCGAAGUCCAAUGUUCUUCCAUGUCGACCCAGCCGAACGAGAUGGCCUGCUGGCAUUUACAUAUAGAAAUGAUAGAGGGAAUGAACUUACAGAGCUUCGGGGCUGUGUUGGGAAGGAACUGAGUAAACACCAAAGAAAGAAGAGGGAGAGGGCCGGAAGAAUACCACGGACAGAACCCACUGUUGACGAACGUGAUCGAAACGAUUAUUUUGUUCCUUCGACGCCUCUUUUCGCUUCGCAUUGCGGAUGUCUUAUGGACCGCUAUGGAUUACGCGGCAAUAUUGUAAGCCAUGAAAAAGUGGACGACAUUCGCUACGACUACGUCGAAGACGUCUCCGAAGCCGACAAGGUCUUCACUGUCCGAACAGAUAGGGGUAUCCAUUACGCAAAGACCGUAGUGUUGGCCGUGGGUGGUAACCCACCCCAGAUCCCCGAUAAUCUCUCAGAGGGGGCGGAGGGAGCAACACACGCUAUGCAUAUUAAGGAAUUUCCGUCUUCUCACGUUAGAGAAAAACUGAGUACUAGAUCCCCUGUUAACAUCGUGAUUGUCGGAGGAGGGUUAACCUCAGCUCAACUGUCUGACCUGGCCAUUCGUCGCGGGGUAAAUAAGGUGUGGUUGUUGAUGCGUGGACCCCUUAAAGUGAAAUAUUUCGAUAUAGGGCUCGAAUGGGUGGGCAAGUUCCGAAACUUCGAGCAAGCCGCCUUCUGGACAUCCGAUUCCGCUGAGGAGCGAUGGGAGAAGAUAAUGACUGCUCGGAACGGGGGUAGCAUUACGCCGGCAUACAAGAAAGUCCUUGAGCGGCAUCUCUCUACUGGGCGGUUGUCCUUACUACAGAACACCACGAUUAAGGAUAAGAGCUGGGACCCGUGCUCCAAGACUUGGACGGUGUCGCUAUCGGACGAGAGCCAAGAACUCCCUCGGAUCGACCAUAUCUACUUCGCAACUGGCGUUCAGGGCAAUUUCGAAUGCCUUCCCUUCUUGAAGUCGAUGUGCUCUGAUUAUCCUAUUGAAAACUGCGGGGGUAUGCCAUGUAUUACGGAGAAUAUGGCGUGGAGAGACGACGUCCCCAUGUUCCUAGCCGGCAGGCUUGCUGCGUUGCAGCUGGGACCCGGCGCCCCAAACCUAAUCGGUGCUAGGAUUGGAGCCGAGAGGAUUGCUUGGUCAAUCCAAGAUGUCCUAGGUGCUAGGGACUCUGGGAACGAUAUCGACUCUGACAAGUGUGAGUUCGAUUACCUUACUGGGAGGGGUAGUCGCUACGACGCCCUAAGCGAGGAUAUAUAGAGACCGGAUUGAGUAGUGCACCGGCCAAAAGCUACCCAGGUAUGAAGUCUCAUAAAACUAAAAACACUCACGAAAGUGAUCGAGCAUGAGCACUACAGUUAAGGCCAUCCCAUAACAAAGCUUAACACUCGGCGGAACGAUCUUCGGAGGAAAUAUCGGAACACCAAUUUGUUUAAUGAGUUGCUGAAUUGAUAGUCAAUUAAGUAGUUGCAUUUGGCAUAUCUUGAAGCGCCUUCAAGAUGGUACUUACGUUAAACUAAGGUCGUGCAAUUAGGCGUUGAUCUAAUAAAAAACGCAUCCGAAGGCCAGCAAUCUUACUAAAUUCUAGUAAAAAUGCUACGACGAGACGCAUCAAAAGUCACCUAUGACAAUCAUUACAGCCAAAGCAUAGGAUACUUUGAAAUUUACUGAAAUUACCAUGAGUAGCAACGUUUUAAAG